Trichomonas vaginalis G3 is the source of this 483-nucleotide messenger RNA. Its product is annotated as glycine-rich protein family. The record is from RefSeq and is a predicted model, not a curated record. NCBI's taxonomy places the organism in Eukaryota, Parabasalia, Trichomonadida, Trichomonadidae. Bases 1 to 483 code for a protein of 160 amino acids. The transcript has a single exon.
AUGUUAAAUUAUUCAUAUGGUGGUGGAGGACCUGGCCAAUUUGGUGGUGGUGGAGCUACUGAUAUCAGACUUCUUCCAGGAGAAUACGAUAACUUUACAUCAUUGAAAAGUCGAAUUAUCGUUGCAGCUGGUGCUGGGGCUACUGAUUCAAACGAUCUAGGAGGUCCCGGAGGAACUAUUGAAGGAUUUAAUAGCCAUGGGAAUUACGGAAAAGGUGGAACCCAAAUAUCUGGAGGACAAGGUGAUAGUAGCGGCAAAUUUGGAAAAGGAGGUGGAAAUCCGAAUCGGAUUGAUGCUUCAGGAAAUGCUGGAGGAGGCUCAGGAUAUUUUGGAGGAGGCACAUCUACUAUUGCUAAUGAUUAUGGCGGUGGUGGAGGUAGUAGUUUCAUCAGUGGUUAUCCAGGGUGUAUCGCCAUAGCCGAAGAUUCAACAGAAAAUUCAAUAAAAUUUCGAACUGAAAAAUUCAAAUUAACUUUGAGAUGA